Messenger RNA from Bombus pyrosoma, 1593 nucleotides. Its product is annotated as arrestin domain-containing protein 17-like. The record is from RefSeq and is a predicted model, not a curated record. Bases 73 to 1245 code for a protein of 390 amino acids. NCBI's taxonomy places the organism in Eukaryota, Metazoa, Arthropoda, Insecta, Hymenoptera, Apidae. Gene Ontology annotation, biological process: protein transport. The transcript has 7 exons. Gene Ontology annotation, cellular component: cytoplasm.
UGACUCUUGAUUAUAGGACUAUAUUUCAUUGCAAGAGGAGUGGCAUUUAUUUAUUUUGUGCGAGAUGACCCAAUGAUAUUCAAAGGCACGGUACACGUUCUCAACACGGAGGAUUACUUCGUUUUGAAGCAAGACAUACUUAAUCUUUCAGAGGGUGAGUUAGAGCGUGAAAUCCCCAAAGGAUGUACCGAGUAUCCAUUUAUCUUCACAUUGCCCCGUAAUAUACCAUGCAGCUUUGAAUUCGAGAAUGGCUACACAAGAUACACGAUGAAUGUCGUUAUGAAAAGACGGCUUACAUUUAGUCACCAGUGCAAAACAGCGUUCAGCGUAAUUUCGUGUUUAGACUUGAACGUUUAUCCUGAUAGAUGCCCCGCAAUCUACGAUGAAAUGUACAAGAAUUUCAGUUUCAUGUGCUGGAUGGGGCGAUCCUCGGCGAAGUUACGGAUCAUGAUGCCUUGCACUGGAUUCGUACCAGGGCAGAUAAUAGCUACAACGCUAGAGUACUGGAGUACCACGAAUAUACCGAUUAGGAAAAUCAGCACAAAAUUAGUACGAACACUCCAUUGUCACACGGAAGAUGAAAUGCUGACUAAAAAAACUGUAUUAGAAAAAACUAGGCAUAUGCAACUAUUGCCUAAUAAGCGCGUAACAUUGGAGAUUUUAACACCACCAAUAGCACCCUCUGAACUUGAACAUUGUAAAAUAAUGGACAUUCAUUACAAGUUGGUCGUCUCUAUUCACGUUUCGAGACCGUAUCCUAAAAUUAAGAGAAGUUAUCCUAUUCUGAUCGGAACGGUACCAUUAUAUCGUCCAGCUUUGACAGUUCCGCAUAAAGUCGCACCCUCCUCCCCAACACCAUCUACAUCACAGCCGGCUAUAACCUCAACUCCAAUAUGGAAGCAAGGGGAAUCAAGUGCCUCAAAUAUUCCGCAAGGGGAAUCAAGUGCCUCAAAUAUUCCGCAAGGGGAAUCAAGUGCCUCAAAUAUUCCGCAAGGGGAAUCAAGUGCCUCAAAUAUUCCGCAAGGGGAAUCAAGUGCCUCAAAUAGUCCGCAAGAAGAACAAGCUAAGACUUCUUUGGCUAACCUGGAUAUACCACCACCAUCUUAUGAAGAAAGUAGUUUUAAAGCUCCAUGCAUUGGAGAUCCCGAUGAGUCGGAAUUCAUAUUCGGUUUGAACAGUCCUUUUUCGCCUAAGUAUCCUGUGUUUAACUAUCCAGCACCAGAGUUACCCGAUGAAGAAUUAUAAGAACUGAGAGUUGAUUACCUGCGUAUCUGAUUCGUUCGAAACAUAACAAAAUUCACCAACAGGUGAAAAGCUACGUUGUAGUUUCCGUAUAUGUUUUGACACAAUUUAUUGACUGAUUUUUACUAUUUUAUAUGUACGAUUAUAUACACAUUCGGACUAUGUUUACAAGCAUAUGAAUAUACUUUUCGUGCCGUCGAUUUUCUUUCACGACCGAACCAGCUUGUUUUAUUAAAAGCGACAAGAUGGAAGAGUUUAAUUUACAAAACGAUUAAUUUAAACGACUAUUAUCGUGAUUCUAAUGCGUAGAAAUUAAGGAUACAAGGAUCGAUAUCGUUAGACUGAAAUAUA